AUGAAAUCACAAUGGAGGCGAAGUCUACUCGUUUGCAUAUUUAUUUAUCUCUCUUUGUUAUGUAUAUUAAGAGAUCAUCUCUUACCAGAAAAUAUAUUUGGGACACAGAAAAAUCACACUAUUUCACCUGAACAAAACUUCACGUGCAUCUGGAGUAUCGUGGAAAACCGCGAAAUAUGUAAACCGGUGUGUAAUCAUGGCUUCUUUGGACUUUAUGGAAUGGCAAAAUGUCACCCCUUACUCACUUGUGGGGAUAUUGAACAACUCAAAUUCAGCGAGGAAAUAGGACACAUGGGAUAUGUGAAAGAGGUGUGGCAUUCUUAUUGGCAGAAGUAUCCUGUUGUAGUAAAGAAAUUAAGGAAAUUUGAUUGGGCGGGAAAAAUUGCAGGCCCUGGUUAUCUCCAGGGAAUAAAUCUGAUGAAAAACUUCUACAGGCCCUCUGUCCUACUACAGCUAGUGGGCCAUUGCAAUGAUACUAUUGUCACAGAGGUUCACAGACUGCUUGAUGCAAGGGAUUUGGAGAUUCGAUUUAAGGAGUAUCCCCUCUAUAACACUUUACAAACCAGAAUGCAGUUAUGUGUGAGCUAUGUAGAUAUACUAAGAACCCUGCAUUCUGGACACGAUGGAAAAAUAUACGUCCAAUGUGACGCAAGAAAUCUCCAAAAAUUAGCAGGACAAUUUCUUUUUACUGAGGAUUUCCGAUUAGUUCUUAGUGACGUCGACUCCAUGGAAACCAUUUUGGUGAACGGGACGAAUAAGAGGUUAAUUAAAUGCACUGUCUGGGGUAAAGUUACAGGGAGAUUUCCUGCCCCCGAGGAAUUGUGGCCUUACAAAGAGAGAUAUGAUGCUUCCAAAUUGCCGCUAUACGACGAAAAAAUCAAGAUCUGGAAGAUUCCAGACGUGUGUUGGUACUUUCUAGGUGAUGAUGUUUCUACACUUCAACUUAAACUUUCUCUUAAGGACAUCCACAAACAGUGUAAGAACCGCAACCCAAGGAAACGACCAACCGCUGAACAAGUGUACAAGACAUACCUGACAAUUUAUAAAGAUAUGAUUAAAAGUAACUUCUCUGGCUUCAAGGAAACAGUGUAAAAUUGU
Messenger RNA from Magallana angulata, 1098 nucleotides. Its product is annotated as protein O-mannose kinase-like. Gene Ontology annotation, molecular function: phosphotransferase activity, alcohol group as acceptor; carbohydrate kinase activity. Gene Ontology annotation, cellular component: endoplasmic reticulum membrane. The transcript is spliced from 2 exons. The record is from RefSeq and is a predicted model, not a curated record. Bases 1 to 1092 code for a protein of 363 amino acids. Gene Ontology annotation, biological process: carbohydrate phosphorylation; protein O-linked glycosylation. Lineage: Eukaryota; Metazoa; Mollusca; Bivalvia; Ostreida; Ostreidae.